Molecule: messenger RNA, 1149 nt
Organism: Pocillopora verrucosa
Lineage: Eukaryota; Metazoa; Cnidaria; Anthozoa; Scleractinia; Pocilloporidae
Source: RefSeq, a predicted model, not a curated record
AUGUAUUCUGUUUUUGUCUCCCUUCUCUUAUUGGAGCUCUGCUCUAUGAUACAACGGGCUGUCAGAUCACAAGACGUCUGCAUCGCAGACCAGUGUCGUAAUUUGGAGUUCGGACCUGAGAAAGCAUUUGGCGGGAAACGCCUCAUAAACCACACAAUUCGCACCGUAGAAAUUCCAGUUUCCAACUUCUGUGAAAACUUGUGUUAUAUGGAGCCCGACUGUGUCAGCAUUAAUCUUUAUACACGGGCAGAUGGAAAUGGAAACUAUAAAUGUGAACUGAACAAUGCUACUCAUGAAGGACACGAAGGAAAGUUGAUAGAACAAGAAAUGUAUGUUUAUCACGCAGCUGAGAGCAAUUGUGUUGAAAAUCCUUGUAAGAACAAUGCUACUUGUCAAAGCGGAUUUACUAAGAAAGGUUUUCGGUGUCUGUGUAUCACUGGAUUUGAGGGUCCGAUUUGCGAAAGAGGAGCUUCCUCGUGUAAAGAAAUUAAUAAAAUGCAAUUAUCCAAUGUGAGUGGUGUGGUUACCCUUCUUGUUGACUCCCAACCAUUGUCUGUUUUCUGUCACAUGGGAAAUUUUGGCUGUGGAGAUGGAGGAUGGACGCCAGUCAUGAAGAUUGACGGCAGAAAGACCACCUUCCAUUAUGAUGAGCAUUACUGGAUAAAUGAUCAAGAAUACAAUCUUCCCGGAGGAGCGACUGGGUUCGACGGACAAGAGUCAAAGCUACCCACCUACUGGAACACAUCCUUCUCCAAGAUCUGUCUCGGUAUGAAGAUCAACCAACAGCUCAGGUUCAUUGUCAUCCACAAGCAGGCUGACUCUCUGCACUCACUGAUCGCUGAUGGCCAAUACCGCGCCACCUCACUUGGUCGUGACAAGUGGAAAGAGUUGAUUGGUUCCCAAGGCUCGUUACAGGCCAACUGCAACAAAGAAGGGUUUAAUGUCGUUUGUAGUUGGAGUAGAUAUUCUAAAGCCAGAAUUGGUAUUGUUAGCGAAAACAAGAAUGAGUGUGGCUCGUGCGACUCAAGGAUCGGAUUUGGGACAAAAGGGCGACCUGACGAUUCAAACACGUGUGGUAACGAGGCCGUUAAUAAUCCAGAUAAUGGAAACAAACACCUCAAAGCCAUGGGAUACAUCUUGGUACAAUAA